Molecule: messenger RNA, 5283 nt
Organism: Loxodonta africana (African savanna elephant)
Lineage: Eukaryota; Metazoa; Chordata; Mammalia; Proboscidea; Elephantidae
Product: putative gustatory receptor clone PTE03
Exons: 1
Coding region: 268-1206 (312 amino acids)
Biological process (GO): G protein-coupled receptor signaling pathway
Cellular component (GO): plasma membrane
Molecular function (GO): olfactory receptor activity; G protein-coupled receptor activity
Source: RefSeq, a predicted model, not a curated record
UAGGGUCUUUAUUCAGGUGGAAAUUUGGGGGGAGAUAUGCUGCAGUGGUAUGGUAAUGAAUAAGAGAGAAAACAGAAGGAGGGAGGAAGGGAGGAUGGGACAAAGACAGAUGAAGGAAUAGAAAGAGGAGGAGGGAGAAGGAGACAGAGAGUAGAAAGAUUUGUAGUAUUCACUUCGUUUCACAAUACAGAUGUGAGAAUUUCUCUGAAAUAAGCACCUCUUUUAGAUCUCUUUCCUAUCACUUCCAUCAUCAGACUCAUCAACAACAUGACAUCAGAAAACCAAACUGGUGUAGCAGCAUUCUCCCUCCUGGGGCUCUCAGAGGAUUCAGAACGGCAGCCCUUCCUGUUCGGACUAUUCCUGACCAUGUACCUCGUCACUGUGUUGGGGAACCUACUCAUUAUCCUGGCCAUCAGCUCAGACUCCCACCUCCACACCCCCAUGUACUUUUUCCUCUCCAACCUGUCCUUCACUGACAUCUGUUUCAGCACCACCACGGUCCCCAAGAUGCUGGUGAACAUCCAGACACAGAACAAAUCCAUCAGUUACACAGGCUGCCUCACCCAGGUUUGCUUCCUCAUGAUAUUUGCAGGCAUGGAAAAUUUUCUCCUUGCAGCAAUGGCCUAUGACCGCUAUGUGGCCAUCUGCCAACCACUGAGGUAUACAGUCAUCAUGAACUCUCACCUCUGUGGUCUGCUGAUUCUACUCUCCUUGUUCAUUAGUUUGGUGGAUGCCCUGCUCCACAGUCUGAUGAUACUAAGGCUGUCCUUCUGCACAGACAGGGAAAUCCCUCACUUCUUCUGUGAGCUUGCUCAGGUCAUCAAACUUGCCUGCUCCAAUACUCUUGUCAAUAACAUCCUGGUAUACUUACUAACUAGUAUACUGGGUGGUGGUCCACUCCUUGGGAUUAUUUUCUCUUACAUUAAAAUUAUUUCUUCCAUUCUGAGAAUACCAUCAACUGGUGGAAUGUAUAAAGCUUUCUCCACCUGUGGGUCUCACCUGUCAGUGGUUUUCUUAUUCUAUGGGACAGUUUUUGGGGUGUACAUUAGUUCUGCAGUUACUCAUUCUUCCAAGAAGACAGCAGUAGCCUCAGUGAUGUACACUGUGGUCCCUCCAAUGAUGAACCCAUUUGUUUACAGCCUGAGGAACAGGGACAUGAAGGGAGCCUUGAAGAAACUCCUAUGGAGAACAUUUUCCUUUUCAUGAUUGUGUUAUCUGCUUUAGGCUUGGGCUUCUAGAAUGAGUCAUAGUGAAAGAAUACUGGGCGAAUCAGAAUGUUAGACCCUUCUAGUAACAAGUUUUUUUCCUUAACAUUUUGAUAAUAAAAAUCAUUUUAUCUUUAUUAUUAAUUCAUAUGCAUUUUUACCUAUGUAUAUAUUUACUUACACACGCUUCUGUCUUGUGACAAUUUUUACCUUGUUAGCAAGACAUGCUAAAGCAUUUAUUUUUUUAUGUUUAAUUUGGCCAAUAUGUAUGUAACAAAACAUUUGUCAUGUCAACAUUUUUUACAUGUACUAUUCAGUGACAUUAAUUACAUUCUUCAUGUUAUUCAACAGUCAUUACUACCCAUUUUCAAAUUUUUGCAUCACUCUUAGCUUAGUAUCCCCUACACAAUGAGUCUUCCUUUCUUUUUCCUCCUCACCACCCCUGAUAACCACUAAUAGAGUUUGGUCUCUAUACACUUGCCUAUUCUAGGUAUUUCAUAUAAGUGGGAUCAUAAGAUAUUUAUUCUUUUGUAACUGACAUUUCACUUGGCAUAAGGCUUUCAAGGUUCAUCUAUGCUGUAGCAUGUAUCAGGGCUUUAUUUAUCCUUAUGGCCAGAAGUAUUCCAUUGCAUAGAUGAUAUUUUGUUUAUCCAUUCAUCUGUUGGUUGGCAUUGAGCCUGUUUCCACCUUAUGGUUAUUGUGAAUAUUGCCACAAGGAACAUUGGUGUACAAGUAUCUGUUUGUGUUCCUGCUUUCAAUUCUUUUGCUACAAUUAUUAUAUACCAUAAUGACUAACAGCAGUGCAAAAUAGGUAUGGAAAGUGAUUUUGCUCUUCUCUAGCUUUGUGAUAUUUGAUUGAUUGCAUACUAGGGCAGGUUUUUAUGAAGGCCACCAGUUGGCUAUAUCACUUGCAUGCAUUAUAUCCCAGAAAGCUGACUAUGACUUCUUCUUUUAAUAAUGAGGUGACUUUUCCAAUGAGUAACUCAGAAGACAUCCUUUCACAACUUAUAAGCCUGAACUGGGACAUACAGACCUCUUCUUUAUUCUCUGAUGAGGAGAACAGAAUUAUUAUGAGUUGAUUUUACAUAUUGUCUAAAACAGUUGUUUUCCAUCCUUAACACAUAUGAGAACUGGAGAACUUGUUAGUACACAGAUUCCUGUGUCCUUCCUCAGUGAUUUCAGCACCCUGGUACCAUAGUGGAUAAACAUUUGACAAAUCCGGCAGCUGCUCCUUGUAAGCCCUAUGGGGGCAGUUCUAUUCUGUCCUAUAGGGUCGCUAUGAGUAGGAAUUACAUCAACAGCAAUGGGUUUGGUUUUGGUUUUGGUUAGUGUGAGGUGGGCCCAUGAAUGUGCACUUCUAACAAGCUCAUAUGUGAUGCCUGUGUGCAUAGUCCAAGUAUUACACUUUGUGUGACACCGAUCUAAAAUGUAAUUACUGUUGGAAACUCAAUAGGCACAAUAUCUGGCACACAGUAAGUACUCAUUGAAAUUUAGCUAGUAUCGUUGUAUUCCAUAUCUAAUCCCCUAUCCUUGGUCCUUUCAAUUCUUUUGCUUUCACACAUUUUUUAACAUUUGCUUUAGCACUUAGCUUUGCUUACCUUAAUUUAAAUAUAUAUCAGCAUUUCAGGUGAACCUAGUAAUAUAAACAAAGACAUAAUUAUUGGGUUUGCAGGCUAAGGCAAAUUAUAUUUUCCUGACAGUUGAUUUGCUUUGAUUCCUUCUCAUUGAUUACUUGCUAGCAACGACUUUCAUUUUUUCAUUUAUUUCUUGUGUUACCAUUUUGAUUGCUUCUUUUUCAUUUCAGAUAAAAUCCACACAUCAAAUGUGUUUUAAUAAAGCUAAUAGAAUCACUGCAGUCUUAGAAGGACUCUGCCAUGUAGGGAGGUGUUGUGUGUGGUGCUAUAGGCAACCAAGUAGAAAGUUUGCUUUUACUGGGGAUCACUUUUAAACUAAGGAGAUUACUCCUGGUGAGAAUGGAUGACUCCUUGGAGAACUGAGUGCCCAGAGAGCCUUCUGUUCUGGUCAUUACUGAGUUCCAUUGUUUUCAGCACCACUUCUGGGAACAGAUCCCAGACUAGCACCAAAGGCCUUUGCUAGGGCAGUGGUUCACCCAAUGAUGGUCUUAAAUCUCCUGCAGGAUCUUGGGCCUUAGUUAAAGCUGCAGGUUCCUGGACCUCAUUCAAGGACCAAAGAUUUUGGACCCUGGGGAUUGGUCCCUAGGGAAAGUAUGGUUAACAAGACCCUUGUGAAAUAGUGAUGAGCUCUAUGUUCUGGAACCAUAGUUUUAAUACUAGAAUUUAUUUAGAAUCUGGUGUAUGAAAGACUUUUUUCAAUUUUAUUUGUGAAAUAUGUCAUACGUAGAAAGUGUGUGUAAUGUACCUGUAGUUCUUGUAGAAUCUUCAUAUAAUAAAAGCACAUAACCAUCACCUAAAUUGAAAAGUAGAUAAUUAUGAUCAUCUUAGAAUUCCCUUGUGAGGCCUUCCCUAUCUCCCAGAAGUAAGUGCUAUCCUGAAUUUUGUAUUUAUCAUUUUUUUGCUGUUCCUUAUUUUGAGAUGAACCCUGUGAAAUUGCCAGCAUUUCAAUUUUUGAUCUACAGAACUGCCAAUUUCAUGCAUUUCAACAUAAUAGUUUUACCACUUCUACAUACAUCCUUUUCCUCCACCUCAUAAAUGACAUCUAUGAAAAACUCACAGCUAACAUUGUACUUAAUGGACUGGGUGCUUCCCUCUAGGAUCAGGAAAAAAAAAAAAAAAAAGAAUGUCCAUUCUUUCUACUUCUACCUGUGGUGGUGGUUCUAGCUAGGGGAAUUAUGCAAAAAAAAAUUAAAAAGAAAACAAAUAAAUAAUAGGUACACAAAUUAAAAAGGUAAAAGUAAAGCUAUCUGUAUUUGCAGAUGAUAUGAGAGAUGAUGCAGAGAAAAUCCUAAAGAAUCAACUAAAUUACUAUUUGGACUAAUAAACACACUCAGCACAGUUGCAGGAUAUAAGAUCAAUAUGCAAAAAUCAAUUGUAUUUCUACACACUUGCAAUUAAUAAUCCAAAAAUAUAACUAAGAAAAGAAUUCCAUUUACAAAAGCAUCAAAAAGAAUACAAUACUUAGGAAUAAAUGUAAGCAAAGAAGUAUAAGACAUAUAUUGAAAAGUACAAAGCAUUGUUUAAAUAAACUUAACAAGAGCUAAAUAAUUAGAAAAAAUACACCAUGUACAUGAAUUGUUAAGAUGGCAAUAUUUUCCAAACUGAUCUACAGAUUAAACACAGUCCCCAUCAGAAUUCCAGAUUUUUUCUUUACACAAAUUGACAAACUGAUUCUAAAAUUCAUAUGGAAUUGCAAGGACACAGAAUAACCAAAACAGUCUUGAAAAGGAAGAACAAAGUAGGAAAACUCACACUUCUUGAUUUCAAACUUACCACAAAGCAACAGUAAUCAAGAUGGUACUGGUGCAAGGAUAGACAUAUAAAUCGAUUAGAACUGAAGAGUCUUGAAAUAUAUAUUUAUAAAACUCAUCUCAGCAAAGGUGCCAAGAUCAUCCAAUGGGGCAAGACUAGUCUUUCUGACAAAUGGUACUAGGGCAAAUGGAUAGCCACAAGCAAAAGUAUAAAGUAGAACUCUUACCUCAAAUAAGAUUAAAAAAAAAAAAAAAAAAAACUUGAAGUGAAUCAAAGACCUAAAUGAAAGCACUAAAAGUGGUGUAAAAUGUUUAGAAAACAUAGGGACAAAUCUUGACCUUGGGUUUGGCAAAGGAUUCUUAGAUAUGGCACCGAAAGCACAUGCAAAAAAUAAAAAAUGGAUAAAUUAAAUUUGAAAACAUUGUGCUUCAAAGGAUACCAUGAAAGAAAUAAAAAGACAAUCCAUAGAACUAGUGAAAAUAUUUGCAAACCACAUAUAUUACAUUUUUAAUCAAACGUGAAAAGACAAAUAACCAAUUUUAAAAAAAAAGGACUUGAGCAGAUGUUUCUUCAAAGAAGAAAUGCAUAAGAAAAAAUACUCAACAUCACUAAUCUUCAGGAAAAUGCAAAGCAGAACUUUAGUGAGAUACCACCUCACAUCCACUAGGAUAAAAAAAAUAGCACCUAUUAAA